Phacochoerus africanus (Common warthog) is the source of this 2044-nucleotide messenger RNA. It is a transcript of the gene EIF4E2, whose product is annotated as eukaryotic translation initiation factor 4E family member 2. The transcript is spliced from 7 exons. Gene Ontology annotation, biological process: translational initiation. Gene Ontology annotation, molecular function: RNA 7-methylguanosine cap binding; translation initiation factor activity. Gene Ontology annotation, cellular component: eukaryotic translation initiation factor 4F complex; cytoplasm. Bases 64 to 795 code for a protein of 243 amino acids. The record is from RefSeq and is a predicted model, not a curated record. NCBI's taxonomy places the organism in Eukaryota, Metazoa, Chordata, Mammalia, Artiodactyla, Suidae.
GCGGAGGGACCUGGCGGAGCGGAAGUCACUCCGUGAGGCAGUGGCGACGGCGGCGGCGAGAGGAUGAACAACAAGUUCGACGCACUGAAAGAUGACGACAGUGGGGACCAUGACCAGAAUGAAGAAAACAGCACACAGAAAGAUGGUGAGAAGGAAAAAGCAGAACGAGACAAGAGUCAGAGCAGCAGCAAGAGGAAGGCUGUUGUCCCUGGGCCAGCAGAGCACCCCCUGCAGUAUAACUACACUUUCUGGUACUCCAGGAGAACCCCCGGUCGUCCCACUAGCUCACAGAGCUACGAACAGAAUAUCAAACAGAUUGGCACCUUUGCCUCUGUGGAGCAGUUCUGGAGGUUUUAUAGCCACAUGGUACGUCCCGGGGACCUGACAGGCCACAGCGACUUCCAUCUCUUCAAAGAAGGAAUUAAACCCAUGUGGGAGGAUGAUGCAAAUAAAAAUGGUGGCAAGUGGAUUAUUCGGCUGCGGAAGGGCUUGGCAUCCCGUUGCUGGGAGAACCUCAUCCUGGCCAUGCUGGGGGAACAGUUCAUGGUUGGGGAGGAGAUCUGUGGGGCUGUGGUCUCGGUCCGGUUUCAGGAGGACAUUAUUUCCAUUUGGAAUAAGACUGCCAGCGACCAGGCCACCACAGCCCGCAUCCGAGAUACCCUGCGGCGCGUGCUUAACCUACCUCCCAACACCAUUAUGGAAUACAAAACCCAUACCGACAGCAUCAAGAUAAUUCCACUGAACAGUACAUCCUCCCCUGUCUGCCCCUCAGCCCGCUUUUGCAUGCCUUUGUGACCUGUCAGCCUCAGUCGUUAUCUUUGUCCUGGGAAAUUGACUUCUCAGCAGAAAUGCUGGCUCCAUUUCCUUGCGUCUAGAGCUGGGAUGGUGGAGGAAGCCACACAGCGUGCUUGUGAGAGCAGAACCUAAGGGGAGCCCACAUGCUGAGGGGGAGCAGGCGCUGCGGUCCACCUGCGACUCGGGGACGUGGAGCUGGACGUCCACAAACAGGAGUCACUGGCCUUCAGUGACCGAAUGUCAUAGAUAAAUUCGGGUUAUCAUGAAGACGCUGGGGGCAGUGAGGGUUAGAGUUUUCUCACAGCUGGAGGGAGAGCUGGCCAGCUAAGAGUCAGGAGCGGGAGGUUAGUUCUCUCCUUGGUGUGCCUUUGGCAAGUCUCUGCCCCUCUGCUUCAGUUUCCCACCUGUGAGGUGGGAGAGGGUCAUGCUUGGCCGGACAGGGUUUUUGUGAGGCUGAUGUAGUCUUGGUAAUUGGAGGUCCUCGAGGGUGCUCUCAGGAGCCUCGCAUUCCCGUUGCUCUCAUCAUCAUCCUUAGCAACGAGCUCAUCGUCAUGCCGGCUUAUUAACCGCAUUCCUAGUCAGGAGCCCAGCGAUGGUGUUCGGCAGGCAGACCAUUUGGGAAGUGUUCCCCUUGCAUAUACGGCUAAGGUUGGGGGUGGAACUGGCUUAAACCAGCUAAGUGCCAGUUUUUAACUGGAGGUGCUUCGUAUCCCAUGGCUGGGCGUGGCUCGUUGAGCCACCCGCAGUGAGUAGCCAGCCUUGGCCCUGGUGGCCUUGGCAGUCCUGGGUCCACAUUGUUUUUCUCAAGGCAGAUUUUUCCUAUUCUUUGUUCUGGAGUACAAGCAGCUUCUGCCCUCCAGCCAUAUUCAGUCCAGGCUGGAGAGAUGCACACCUGCUUUUUCUAGGACUCUUAUGUUCAGGGUUCCCAAACGCCCCUCCCACCCUGUCCACCCAGAUAGCAGAGGGAAAGGGGUAUUUUUCCACUCUCCCCUCUCCACUGUUCUCCCUCUCUGAUGCCCUGAAGCCAUUCUUCCUGACUUUUCUGGAAAUGAGCACAAGUCCUUACAGAGUCUAGGAGAACCUGUGGGCCUUUUGCCUUAGUCUGCUGCUCGCUGCUCUGUGCAGAGGUCUGCCUAGUCCUCCAGCCCUGCAGCUCCAGGGACCAGAAGACCCUCCUUGAUACCCAGAUGCUCCUUUUCCCUCGCGUCUCCCUCUCUUUCUCUCCCAAUGUGCCAAUCUUUUGCACUUC